AUAGUCGUGAAUCUUAAAGUGCCAACAUUUACGCCUAAAGGUUACAUACCUAUGUAUCCCUUGCCGUUAUUUAUAUAGUUCAUACAUAGUCUCGUACCUACCUGGGGUGAUAUAGAGAUCAUGAUUCUCGACGGUUCGGGUUCUCAAUAACAAUUCCUUUACCUACCCUCAUCUCUAGGUACACUCGCAGCAGCCAUGGAGGAGAUAGAAAAGUCCAGCUCACUUCCCCAGCCAGAGGCCCCGGAUUCAUCCUAUCUCGAAAAGGGUCAGCCGGGUUUCGAGGUAACCGAGAAGCCUGACCCCUUUGCCCAGGAGUAUUGUCCUACUCCGGACAAGCCUAGCGACGGCACCGGGCAUGAGACACUACUAGGGGAUGAGUCAUACCCAGAAGGGGGCCGUGAAGCAUGGCUCGUCGUCUUCGGGUCAUGGUGUGGCUUACUCGCCUCCUUGGGCCUUAUGAACAGCAUUGCGACACUCCAGACAUACGUCGUAACACAUCAGCUCUCCGACUAUGAUGAGGGUACCGUCGGAUGGAUUUUCUCCUUAUAUACAGCGUUGUGCUUCCUCUGCGGCGUUUACGUGGGUCCUCUCUUUGAUAGGUAUGGGCCUAAAUGGCUUAUCAUCCCGGGCGGCAUUGGUAUUGUUGCGAGUAUCAUGUUGUUGAGCGUCUGUACGAAAUAUUGGCAUUUCAUGCUUAGCUGGGGAAUACUUAAUGGAAUAGCAACCUCUCUUCUGUUUACUCCAUGCCUCACGGCCAUAGGACACUUCUUCCGCGAGCGCCGUGGCUUCGCUUCCGGACUCGCUAGUACGGGCGGCGGCCUGGGUGGCGUAGCGUUCCCAUUAAUAAUGCAAAGUCUCUUCGACAAAGUAGGAUGGGGAUGGACAAUCCGUAUCCUAGGGUUUAUCUGUCUUAUCCUGUUCACAUUUGCCAACCUUCUAGUUAGGAAAAGAUUGCCACCGGCCCAGAACGCAAGCCCACACCCAGAUUUCCGCAUUAUGAAGGAGAAAAGAUUUUUGCUCCUCACUAUUGGCGUCUUCUUUCUGGAACUAGGGCUCUUCAUCCCCCUUGCGUACAUCUCGAGUUACGCACUAGCAAACGGCUUCAGUGAGAAGUUUGCUUUCCAGAUUCUACCGAUUCUUAAUGCGGCGUCCGUGCUCGGACGGGCAUUGCCCGGAUGGUGGGCAGAUAAGAUUGGCCCCUUUAACACGAAUAUGAUCUCUCUUUGCGUUACCAUUUUUUCUAUCUUUGUCGUAUGGCUGCCAUUCGGUCAUACGAUGGCGGGCCUGGUCAUAUUCGCUCUCAUGUUCGGAUUUUCGACUGGGAAUAAUAUCAGUAUCACUCCUGUUUGCGUUGGAAAACUAUGCCACACGCAACAUUAUGGGCGAUACUAUGCCACUUGUUACACCAUUGUUUCUAUCGCUGUACUACUAAGUCUCCCCGUUGCAGGCGCCAUCGUCAAUGCUGUUGGUGGUGACUACUGGGGUCUUAUCCUCUUCACCGGCCUCACUCAGGUGAUCUCUGUCGUCGCGAUGUACGCAUCGAAGGCGAUGAGUGUAGGGUGGUCGCCUUGGACUAAUUUUUAGACUAGCUACCUUACUACGUAUUGGAAGUAGUCUAUACAAUACGCUUUGAUAGCUUCGGGGAACUGGUUAACUCAAGGAGGUUCUUGGGAAAUCGGAUCGGUAUAAAAAAAAUUAGAGUUUCGGGGCAUGACAUACGGCAUAUGAUU
This is a messenger RNA of Annulohypoxylon truncatum, 1730 nucleotides long. RefSeq names its product MFS general substrate transporter. Gene Ontology annotation, biological process: transmembrane transport. The transcript is spliced from 2 exons. Gene Ontology annotation, cellular component: fungal-type vacuole membrane. Gene Ontology annotation, molecular function: transmembrane transporter activity. NCBI's taxonomy places the organism in Eukaryota, Fungi, Ascomycota, Sordariomycetes, Xylariales, Hypoxylaceae. The record is from RefSeq and is a predicted model, not a curated record. Bases 196 to 1584 code for a protein of 462 amino acids.